CUCGUGGUGGUAAACCAGGAAGAUUCAUAAGAACACAAGGAACUCUAGGUUGACUACAAGAAAGGGAAUUGAAAUUUGGGAGUGGUACACAAUCGGCAGGAUCGAUAUGCUUGUGCAAGUGUUAAACAAUUAUUGCAAGAAUUUCUUGGUUUGGUGGAUGAGGAACAAGUUUGCCAGUAGUUGUAGUAUUUGUAUCGUUAGUAGGAGAAAAGUAGAGCACUGAUUGUAUGGCUAGUAGUAUCAGUAGUUUUAGUACAGUUUGUAUAGCUUGUGGUAGUAGUAGUACUAUUACUGUUUGUAUUGCUAGUACUAGUAGUAGUACAAUUUGUUUCAUCAGGAAGUGAUACCGAAGGAGAAUCAUAAUAAGAAAAACUAGCAACCACGAUGUUUGUCGAUGAAAAUGUUAUGAUGAUCAAACAAAACGCGGGCAGAAUUAGUUUAGAACAAUCCAUGGUGACUUGAGAAGAAAAUCUGUUGUAAUAUGAGUUUUGGUUUGUUUAGCAUCUAUUUAUAGAGUCAAUUACUUAUAGAGUCAAUUACAAUGGAUUUAGAUUUAAUAACUAGACCUAUCCAUCUGUUGGCAUGUACAUGUUAAAGGACCAUCUCUGAUUACUUACUGAUGUUCUAGAAGUACUUGAAUAAAUAUGCUCAAAAAUGUAAUAGGGAUUGUUAUUGGUGUGCAAUCUAUUCAAUUUCUCAUUUUUAUAAUGAAUCCAAGAAAUAUAUUAGAUGUACUUAAUGCAAUUCAUGUUCAAGUUUAAUUGACUAGCUAUCUCGUUAAUUAAUCUCACACUCAUGAUAUAUCAUCCAGUUAAACUUUGAAAGUUCUUACUCAGAAUAGACCGUGAAAAACUUGUCUGAAGUUCGUUGGUAUACACUUGUUUUUCUAGAGUCUUUUUAAAAAAAAAAAUAUAUAAAAAAAUGGUGGAUUUUAUUUGUUGAUUUUUUGACACGUUAUUCGCAAAUAAAAUAUGGAAAUGGAGUAGAGAGGAUAAAAUGUAUUCCCGUAGACCAAUCAAUGGGUACAUAGGAUAUAAUGUAUUACGGAGUUCGAGUGGCAUACGCGGCAAUACAAUACCAUCAGCACCACAUCAUCUUCCCACCUCCCUAAUGAUUUAACAAAAGUAUAUAUGUUAGCCAAACACAAACUAGUCAAAUCAGUCUAGGGUUUUGGUAUAUUUGUGGAUUUGCCAUUGCCAGUGCCAAUCAAGUACUUAUAAACUUGGUGGUUACUGGUACCCGGAUCUAGAGCAACUGCUGCCUGCAAACAGAGGAUUUGCGUUUGUCAUGCAUUUUAGAGAAUAGCAUCUCUAGGUUCCCAUGCAAAUGCUUUUUGUGGAAAUACUUCCUCUGGUGAUUUAGAUGACAUUAUCGAUCGCUUAACUGCUAAUCACACUGGUCUUUCGUUUUCAGUAUUUUUUUUUUCUUGUGGUUGCUGAAAUGAGUGCUAACUUGGAGUUUAUAUUUAUAACUUAUAGUGUUCUUUGACCCUGCAUAUGAUUCAUGUAUCUGUUUCUCCGAGACGUAUCUGUUUCAUGGAAAUACAGUCUGCGGUCAAUUAUCAUACUUGGCCAGUUGCAUGGAUUUUUGCCCAUUUUGUUGUGACAUCUCAUUGUUUUAAACCGGAGGAAGUUGUGCUUAGGUCUUACAAAAGUGAUACUACAGGCUUAAAGUUCAUAGCUAGUAUGUGAUGGGUAGGAGGCCCAUACUAAUUACGGUAGGAGCCCAAUAAUAGCUUAGUUUUUAUCUAAAGUAAAUAAAUAGGGUUUUGGACUUAGUCGUACCUAGCCUCAUACCGAAUGAAGUUAGCAAUCAGGAUUAAGAAAAAGAAACAAAAGAGGGAAAACGAGAGUCCCGUCGUCGAAAACUUGGGGUGAGGUGAAAAUCAAGUCGCUUGAUAAGCUUGGGUUCUGUAUGUGAAGGAAGCUCCACCUAGAACGAUAGAAUUUGGACGCAUCCUCGAAUAUAAGCUAGUGUUGAUUAAACAUCGCAAAGUAGAAUCAAUUAUGGUUUGUGAAAGUAGAAUGUACCAUAGUCAUGUCAACGAAGUCUCCACUCUCCAAAACCUUUACAUCCAGGUCUCACACAUAGGGCCUGUCACAGUCAUGGAUUCAGCUCCAUCCAAGCAGUAUUCAGAUGAUGUUAGCCUUGUCAUGGUUUUACUGGAUACUAAUCCUUUCUUUUGGGGCGGAGAAAACACCACAACAAAAGUCUCUUUCUCAAAUUUUCUUAUUCAUGUAAUAUCUUUUCUUAAUUCUGUUCUCCUUCUUAAUCAACUUAACCAAGUUGUCGUAAUUGCUACUGGGUACAACUCAUGUGAUUACAUUUUUGAUUCUUCAACAUCUGAGUCAUUAAAUGUUAGUUCGGGUAAUGGAAAAAUGCCUGCACUUUGCUCCAAGAUGUUGCAAAAAUUGGAGGAAUUUGUAAUCAGGGAUGAACAAUUGAGCAAAGAAAACUCUCCAUCUGGAAUCGUGUCGUCUCUAUUAUCAGGAUCUUUGUCUCUGGCUCUCUGUUAUAUUCAAAAGGUGUUGCGGUCUGGAAGGCUUCAUCCAAAUCCCAGAAUUUUGUGCCUGCAGGGAUCUCCAGAUGGACCUGAACAAUAUGUUGCAGUAAUGAAUGCAAUAUUCUCGGCACAACGUUCUAUGGUACCUAUAGAUUCAUGCAUCGUAGGGGUUCAGCAUUCUGCCUUCCUACAACAGGCUUCUUAUAUAACUGGUGGUGUCUACUUGAAGCCCCCACAACUGGAUGGCCUUUUUCAAUAUCUUUCAACAGUAUUUGCAACAGAUUUGCAUUCCCGCAGCUUUCUGCAGCUUCCUAAACCUGUAGGGGUAGACUUUCGUGCUUCAUGCUUUUGCCACAAAAGUACCAUUGACAUGGGCUAUAUCUGCUCGGUUUGUUUAUCUAUAUUCUGCAAGCAGCACAAGAAAUGUUCAACCUGCGGAUCGGUAUUUGGGCAAGCCAACCCAGAAGUUAAGUUGCCUACAGAUAGAAAGAGAAAGGCUAUAGAUCUUAACGCCGCCUACAAUUAGUAUAGAGAUUCUAGUUUGCGGUGGCAAUUUACAUCAUCCUAUAGUUGAAAAUUGUCCACAAAUAUAUUUUUUUGGCUCCAAAUGUGGCAUACAUGAUUUCAAUCCAGAACUCUUUUAACUUUGUGGAUUCUCAAUUUUGUUACUGACUGAACCUAAGAAAGGCAUCACGUGGUGCAAUGUGCAGUGGAAUACUUGCUGGUUUGUCCAACAUGCAAUAGAAUAUUUGAUGGGGUUCGUUUUUUCCCCCAAGUAGGGAUAGAUAAUAGAUAAAUGGAAAUGUAGUUCAACUACAAUUGACAA
Messenger RNA from Papaver somniferum (opium poppy), 3329 nucleotides. RefSeq names its product general transcription and DNA repair factor IIH subunit TFB4-like. The coding region runs from base 2007 to 3029 and encodes 340 amino acids. The record is from RefSeq and is a predicted model, not a curated record. Gene Ontology annotation, biological process: regulation of DNA-templated transcription; nucleotide-excision repair. The transcript is spliced from 14 exons. Lineage: Eukaryota; Viridiplantae; Streptophyta; Magnoliopsida; Ranunculales; Papaveraceae. Gene Ontology annotation, cellular component: transcription factor TFIIH holo complex; transcription factor TFIIH core complex.